AACGUUCUUGAGGAGUCGAGAAAAAACCCUUGUUCAAAAGAAAAACUCCAUGAUACUGGAGUGUACUAGUUUCUCAUUUUUUUAAUGCUUAGUUAUUAAUGUUCUUCAACAGUUAAGUGUGUUUGAUCUAGAGCACACGUUCUCAGCGAUUAUAAAUAUACACACUCCAAUCCCAUUCUCUCCAAGCUCUGUUCGAUCUACUCACCUUCCCAAUCAUAUUUUCCUCUUUCCUCCUCGCUUUUCCCUUCUCCACAUACCAGCUGUACUUCUUCUCACAGCUCAUUCACAAACAUUAAUGGGUGGGAAUUCCCCAUGCGCUUCCUGCAAGUUGCUCAGGCGUCGAUGCGCCAAAGACUGCAUUUUCUCCCCUUACUUCCCUUCUGAUGACCCCCACAAGUUUGCCAUUGUUCACAAGGUCUUUGGCGCUAGCAACGUUAGCAAAAUGUUGCAGGAGCUCCCGGUUCACCAGAGGGCAGACGCAGUGAGCAGUCUAGUUUACGAGGCAAACGCAAGAGUGAGAGACCCUGUUUAUGGGUGUGUUGGAGCCAUAUCUUACCUACAAAACCAGGUCUCACAGCUACAAAUGCAGCUAGCAGUGGCUCAAGCAGAGAUACUGUGCAUCCAGAUGCAGCAGGAGCCAGCCAUGCCAACCACACAGAUGGACCCAGAUGACAAAUCAUACUUUCACCACGAUAGCCUCCCUCAGUACCUUAAUUUUGCCUCCUCUAGCAAUGUAAUUCAUGACUCUCUCAAGAGAGAGAGCAUUUUUGGACAAGACAUGGUUUCUUAAUAAAAUCGUUUCCACCUUUUGAGCCUUCA
Alnus glutinosa is the source of this 819-nucleotide messenger RNA. RefSeq names its product LOB domain-containing protein 12-like. NCBI's taxonomy places the organism in Eukaryota, Viridiplantae, Streptophyta, Magnoliopsida, Fagales, Betulaceae. Bases 296 to 790 code for a protein of 164 amino acids. The record is from RefSeq and is a predicted model, not a curated record. The transcript is spliced from 2 exons.